Choloepus didactylus (southern two-toed sloth) is the source of this 3129-nucleotide messenger RNA. It is a transcript of the gene IGFBPL1, whose product is annotated as insulin like growth factor binding protein like 1. The transcript has 5 exons. Gene Ontology annotation, molecular function: insulin-like growth factor binding. Gene Ontology annotation, biological process: regulation of cell growth; regulation of signal transduction. Gene Ontology annotation, cellular component: extracellular region. The coding region runs from base 16 to 840 and encodes 274 amino acids. Lineage: Eukaryota; Metazoa; Chordata; Mammalia; Pilosa; Megalonychidae. The record is from RefSeq and is a predicted model, not a curated record.
UCCCGGAGUAGAACCAUGCCGCGCAUCCCAGUGCUCUUCCCGCUGCUGCUCCUGCUGCUGCCGCCGCUAGUCCCAGGCCUUGGGCUCCGCGACGUGGGCGGCCGGCGCCCAGACUGCAGUCCAUGUCUGCCGGAGCGCUGCCCGGCGCCGGCGCACUGCCCUGUGCCCGGGAUCGCGGUGCGCGAUGAGUGCGGGUGCUGCGCGCGCUGCCUGGGCGCCGAGGGCGCGAGCUGCGGGGGACCGGCCGGCGCGCGCUGCGGACCCGGCCUGGUGUGCGCGAGCCGCGCCGCGGGGGUGGCGCCCGAGGGCACCGGACUCUGCGUGUGCGCGCAGCGCGGCGCCGUCUGCGGCUCCGACGGCCGCUCCUACCCCAGCGUCUGCGCGCUGCGCCUGCGCGCCCGGCACGCGCCCCGCGCGCACCCGGGACACCUGCACAAGGUGCGCGACGGCCCCUGCGAGUUCGCUCCUGUGGUCGUUGUUCCCCCUGGGAGUGUGCAGAACGUCACUGGGGCGCAGGUGUAUCUUUCCUGUGGGGUGAGGGCUGUGCCGGCCCCCGUCAUCUCGUGGAGGAAGAUCAUGCAGUCCCCUGCAGGCACCCAGGUGCUGGAGGAGUUGCCUGGGGACCACGUCAAUGUAGCUGUCUGGAUGCAGGGAGGCCCUUCAGACCACAAGGUCAUGGCCUGGAUUUUGAUCAACCCACUGAGAAAGGAAGAUGAGGGCGUGUACCAGUGCCACUCGGCCAACACGGUUGGGGAGGCCCAAUCCCACGGCACAGUGAGGGUUAUAGAGCUGAGUAAACACAAAGCACCCUACUUCCCAGCUCCGGAUGACCACAUGUGAUGGAGUAAUGGGGCUUGGAAGUCUUGAUCGCAGGAUGAUGAAAAAGUCAAGUCAUGGAUUAUAUUGCUUUGUGAAGAGUUGGAACAGCUGUGUUUGUAGAUGACCCUUUUGUAUGUUUUGUAAAAAUAGAUGGAAAACUAGAUUCAUAUGCAGUUUUAUGAACUUGUAGUUAUUUGUAGUUUAUGAAUCAAAUGUAGUUUUUAGCAGGGCAAACACCAGGGAAAACAAGUGCACUGUGAGCCUUCCUUUUUUUAAUUACUCCCUUCCAGGGAAGAUCACGUGAUGCUGUAUUUGUCAUUCUAAAGGGCUUGAAACCGUGCACGUGUCGACUGUGCAUCUUGACCUCAUCCACCUGUAACUGUCCAGUGGUGCUUUGUUACUUCGUGUGUGUUGUAGGAGAGGGCGGUUUCCUGGCUCUCCUCGGCCUGCCCUUCACUUGCUGUGUGACCUGCCCGGGUCCUGCCCCACUUGGGCCCAGGUUUCUUCACCUGUGAAUGUGGCUUUUGGACUAGAUUUUACGAUGUCCCUUCUAGCCAUGCUAUCCUAGGGUAAGAUGGAAAAAAUAAUGGAAGCACAGUCUUACUAUUCUUUUUAAAAUGUUAUUCCUUCAAAAGCAAAUGCCAUUGUUUCAUGCCAGGGUGCAGACAGCUGGCUGGAGCUGUCCUAUUCCUGCCUCUUCCUCAUUUUAAAGAGAUGUAGUCCUAGAUGGGACAGUUUUCCAGACUCACGGGCCCCUUGGCUUGGCGUUUGGGGACCCAGAUGUCCACCUGUUAGCCCAGCAUUCUCUAACCAGGAUGGGCAGUGGACACCCAGCUUCUGGACAUCAGAUUGUAAAAAUCACAUCAGAUGCUAUCUGUAGGCUGUGAAAUUGGAGCAUGGAGGGAUACGUUUUACUUGUGCAUAUUUUGACCACACCCAAGAAUAAUGAUUAAAGAAAGAAGGAGAAUAUUUAAUAGCUGGGCUAAAAAAAAGUAGACCUCCCCCAGGUGAUUAAAAUGUUAAAAAGUUAGAAUUGGGAUCCCUUCCAUGGAGAAUGUCCUCAGGUUGACAAAGCACCUUCCUGCUGUCAUCAGUUCCCAACCCCAGGGGGAGGGGAGGGCAGGGCAGGUAUGAACAUCCCUCCUCUUGUAUGGAUGAAGAAACCAGGCAGCGAGAGGUAAAGCCACGAGCCCGAGGUCUAAAGGUGCAUGAGUAGAAUGAGCACUGAGGGCGCCUGGCCCUCCCCAGCACUGCUCCCUCUCCACGGUGCUGCUUCUCAGGACAGUCUUCAAACUCUAAAGCAGGAUUCUGCCGUUCCACAGGCUUCAGGGGGUUUUAGGAAGGUUUCUCUCAAGUUGUCUUGUUCACCUCAGGUUGGCAUUACGGCUGGGAGUCCUUGCUGGGACUGGAUUUUCUGCCUUUAAGCCUGGCCCUGGCAUACCUGAACUGUUGGGAUGUGUCGCCUUCACAGGCCACAUGGUGGAAAGCCUGGGAAUCCCAAAGCACAAGGUCCAUUUGCAAAUCAUCUCUGGCUUGUGGUGUGACCCUGAGCAAGCCCCUUCCACUUUCUGGGCCUCAUUCCCUCAUAUAAAUUAGAAGGGAAUGAAACUGGAUGGGUGGUUUUUGAACAUUACAACAUCGGAUAAAAUUAGAAUAAAGUUAGAAUUGAAACUGAUCAAACUGGAAGCUGCCCUUGGUUGGGGUUGCCAGGGGCCCUGCUCACAUCCCCUCCCCACCUGGCACCUCCUGCCUCCUCUUCUCCCCCCACUGCGGUGAUUUCCAGAUCACAGGGUCUGCAGUGAAUCGCCCCGUGUUUUGAUGGUUGGGAGGGGACGUGGUAAGACUCGGUGACAUCGUGUCCGAGGUGGCCUAGGGACUUGAGGAUGCCGUGGUUCUGAAGAAGGCAACAGAGCAACAUCGCACGCCUGUGAAAUCCAUUCCGGCCUCUUGCAUUAGUCUGGCUCCGGAUUCAGAGCGCGGGGUGGGUGGAGCCCGCAGUGGCAGAGGCAGCAUCGAGACGUCGUGGGGCUAGUUUUCACAUCAUAAUUGUGUGCAAAGGAUGUUACGCCGUCUGAAAUUUUCACCAAAACCAAAAGGUGAAUUAACGUGAUUGUUCCAACUAAACGGAUUUUCAACUGAGAGAGCCCAGAAACCUCAUCAGAGGCCAGGAGCACUUGUGUUGUGGCAGCUUUUACCAUUUGGAAGCAUGAGUCCCCCCAAAGCCUGUUGUUUUUUCUGUGCGAUUUUCACAGAUGUCAUAAUGUCACGUGACCCCUGCACCCUGAAAAUAAACGUUUUUUAAGGACAGUC